Molecule: messenger RNA, 1425 nt
Organism: Prorocentrum cordatum
Lineage: Eukaryota; Dinophyceae; Prorocentrales; Prorocentraceae
Source: the annotation of a GenBank genome assembly
GCAUGUUCGCCCCUCCAGCGUGUGCUUACAGAACCUUCCUCCGUCGCCAUUCUGGCUCAAGCAUAUCAGCUCAAGCCCAGCAUUCUUUCGCUAUACAGAGGUGGCAGCCUGCCACUCGCCUUCUCCUUCUUUCGGCCUCCUCCCCCGCGCGCGGCGCGCAAGCGCGCGGCGCGAGCCCAGCAUGGCAGCCCGCGGCAUCCUCGACAGCGUCGGCUUCGAGAAGGGUCGGGUUGGGUCCGGCGAGAAAGAGGUUGGGUACCACAUCAGGGAGUCGUCCCUGCGCGGCCUGCUCGGCAGCGUCAUGGUGAUCCUCAUGGUGAUGGCCGCGAUGGUGAUCUUCAUGGUGUACGACAUUCGCCUGGAGAGGAAGAGCUCCCACCGAGACAAGAGGGUGCAGGAACACCACGCCGCCUCGAAGCUCGCCCGGGUGCAGAUGGAGCUCUGGGCGCAGUACCGGGGCGACGUCCAGGAGUCGCGCGAGGCAUCCCGGCUGAUGGCCGCGCUGCAGAACUCCUACACCGACUUCAAGCCUCAGCUCCAGGCCGCGGUGGCCGACGUGGCCAAGGAGACCGGCCUGAACCCUGACAAGGCGGCGGACUUCGCGGACAGGAUAUUGCACGUGGUGGCGGACCUGCAGAACGACAACGUUGCGCACGCCAAGAAGCUCGUCGACCACCUCGUAAAGGAGGGCACGAAGGGGGGGAAGCUCGAGAGGCGCGCGGAGGAGCAUCUCCUGUCGCAGGUUACAGAGGAGGUGGACCACAUCGGCGAGGACAGACGGGCUGGCAUCGCCCAAGAGGUCGAAGACGCCAGCGUCGGCGCGGGCGGCGCGGGGGCCAUGGAGCCGGCCGGCGCCGAUGAACUGGAUCCUCUCAGGGCGGUGCUGCAGGGAUUCUGGAGCGCGUUCGAAGACUACGAGGUCGCGUUCGGCGGGAAGAUCCGCCAGAGCUUCCAGAAUGGCAGCCCCCUGUACAAAGAGCUCGCUGGGCUGCAGCACAAGAUCGCGACCUGGAAGGUCUUCCCGCCCACCGAGCAGGACGUGGUCCGCAAGCUCGACAGCCUCGGCCUGCCCAGGGAGGGCCUGCGAGGAGGGCUGCUGACCGCGAAGGAGGUCGUCGAGGAGCUGGUCAUGGUCCCCGUGGUCCCAAGUGCGGAGCUCGCGGGGCUGCAGGUGAAGUGGAAGGCAGGCAAGAUGGGCUCGGUGCCCGUGCUGCGCAGGCUCUUGGAGCUGCGCAACAAGUCCAUGCUGCCGUCCAGCUGGCUGCAGCAGGGCAUCGGUCAUGCGGCCGAGCAGAAGGUCGAGCAGAGAGGGGGAGGCGCAGAAGGUCGAGCGGGAACGCCUCGACGCCGCGAGCGCCGCUCCGCCGCGCAGCGCGGCCGAGCCUGCGGCGGCCGCGGCGACGCCGGGGCCGGCGCCGGAGCCGG